ACAUUGAACUGUGUUUGAAUCACAAGUGCUAUGCAAACGCGGAUGAUGUGCUACCCACACAGUCACAGAGACGAGCACACGUUUGUUCGACGAAUACGAAAAGCGGAGCCAAAGUCUAGUGUAACAUUCGAACACACUCACAUACACACACACAAACAUACACUACAGCAACAACAGCCAUUGAGAGCAUUCUGCAUGGUUAGCACAAUGUUCUUCAUUGAUAUGCGUCACCGAGAACUAUGCGAAUAGGAAUUAUUGUGUUAGUAUUAGUGCGCGUGUAGCCUUUAUAGCCAUUUUCAUGAGAAAUUAGUGGCAGCAUUGCAAAAGCUAAAAAGAUUUUUUUUUCAUCGUGAAGAGCGAGUGUGACAGUGGUAUUGGAAGGAAUGAAAUAUUCCCCGUAAGACCAAAAAGUAUAAAAAAAAUAAUAAGAAAUUCGAAUUUUUUCCCCGAUUCAAAGAGAAAAAAAACUGUGUUCAAAAACCUACGUGUGUGAUAUACAUAGUUUUGAAGAAAAAAAAAAUAAACCAACACUUUUUAUUAGUUGAAUUAAAUUUCAUUUCGCUAAUCAAGUUGCAAGCAUCGCGCACUCUAUAGCGAAACAAAGAGACUUUGUGUAAAUUGCUUUCUUACAUUGUGUAAAUAAUUCGUGAAAUCAAUUUGCAUUUGAUCAACGAAAUAAAUUAUUAAAUCAAUUUGUGAACCAAUCAAACGGACCGACUUCAACGAUAUUUAACGCGGUGAAGUGCUUAUAAAACGAUUCGAACACUUUUCAAGUGAACUUUUUUUGUGUGAACGAAAAAAAAAAAAACUCAAAUCCAUUGGCCAUAGUACGCCAUAGUGUGGUAAAUUUCCAUAAGAGGAACCGAAGUACAUUCUACGAAUUGAAAUUCAGCUAUCCCGUUAAUCAGUCAACGAACAGACGAGCGAAAAAAAAAACAAUUAACAUCCGAUUGGAGUAAUAUGAGUAAUGGAAGAAUUGAAAAUAAUGCAGGUCUAGAGCAGCAGAUUGCUGGUCUGGACUUGAAUGAUCACAAAGAUUCGCUUAGUCUUUGUGGUGAUAACGCCGAAGGUCAAGCGCGUUAUAUACCCCCGCAUUUGAGAGGAAGUGGUGGUAAUAAUAAUUCGGCAGAAUCGGACGGAUACAGCGGUGGUGGAAAUCGUAACUAUAGCGGUGGAAAUCGAGAGAAUUAUCGCGACGGAGGCGGCUACAACCGUGACUACAGGAACGAUAAUCGGAAUAACCGAAGAAACUACGGCGGAAGAAAUAGUGAUCGCCAAGACCGCCCGGGUGGUGAUUACAAUAAUUAUCCGCGUAAUAAUCGCCGUGAGGACUCUUACCAAAACGGUGAUAAUAACUAUGAACGUCGUGACGAUGGGUAUCGCGGUGGAUACAACAACCGCCAACAAUACAACCGAAACGACCGUAAUGAUGCCCCAAUUCAAAAUGAUCGAUGGCAAGAGCCAGACAAGCGUAAUGAUACGCAAUUCGGAAAUAAUCAACGAACCAUACCAAAAGGAGGCGACAACGUCGACUACACGGUCCUUUUGCCGCGCAACGAGAGAUUGGAAACGGAAUUGUUCGGAACGGGUAAUACUGGCAUCAACUUCAACAAGUACGAAGACAUACCCGUGGAAGCGACUGGCAACCAAGUGCCACCAAAUAUUAAUUCGUUCGAUGACAUUCAGCUGACACCUAUCAUCCAGACCAACAUUCAAAAUGCCCGCUACGAUAAACCGACACCAGUACAAAAGUAUGCGAUCCCAAUCAUUUGCGCUGGACGAGAUUUAAUGGCUUGCGCCCAGACUGGUUCUGGUAAAACUGCUGCAUUCUUGGUGCCUAUCUUGAAUCAGAUGUAUGUGCGCGGAAUCACCGUCACACCAUACACUAAUCGUCCAGGCAUGCGACGCAAGCAGUAUCCAUUGGGAUUGGUACUCGCACCGACUCGAGAAUUGGCCACACAAAUCUACGAAGAAGCCAAGAAAUUCUCGUACCGCUCACGUAUGCGCCCUGCUGUUUUGUACGGUGGAAACAACACUGGCGAACAGAUGCGCGAAUUGGAUCACGGAUGCCACUUGAUCGUUGCAACGCCAGGUCGUUUGGAAGAUAUGAUUACACGUGGCAAAGUUGGUUUGGACAAUAUCCGUUUCUUGGUAUUGGAUGAAGCUGAUAGAAUGCUGGACAUGGGUUUCGAGCCGCAGAUUCGUCGUAUCGUCGAAAAGAGUAAUAUGCCACCAACUGGUGAACGUCAAACGCUCAUGUUCUCAGCCACGUUUCCGAAAGCCAUUCAAGAGUUGGCCAGUGUGUUCUUGAACAAUUACAUUUUCUUGGCCGUAGGACGCGUUGGUUCAACUUCUGAGAAUAUUACACAGACCAUUUUGUGGGUAAAUGAGCACGACAAACGAUCAUAUUUGCUGGAUUUGUUGACAUCGAUCAAAGAAGGCAACGCCGAAUUGGAAGGUGAUCAUUUGACAUUGAUUUUUGUUGAAACAAAGAAGGGCGCUGAUGAGCUUGAAGACUUCUUGUAUCGCUACGAUCAUCCAGUGACAAGCAUUCACGGUGAUCGUACGCAAAAAGAGCGUGAAGAAGCUUUGCGUUGCUUCCGUUCGGGCACGUGUCCAAUUCUUGUUGCAACUGCAGUCGCUGCUCGUGGUUUAGACAUUCCGAACGUUAAGCAUGUCAUCAACUUUGAUUUGCCAUCGGAUGUCGAAGAGUAUGUGCACCGUAUUGGUCGUACCGGUCGUAUGGGCAAUUUGGGUGUUGCAACUAGCUUCUUCAACGAUAAAAAUCGUUCAAUUUGCCCAGAUUUGGUUGAAUUGUUGAUCGAAACGAAGCAAGAAUUGCCUAAUUUCUUGGAAGACAUUAUGCUCAGCGAACGCUCACACGGUGGAAGACGUGGCAAUCGCUCAGGUGGCCGUUACAAUGCCGUUUCCCGUGAUUUCCGUACCAACCAGAGUCGUAACACCAACCAAAAUCGCAACGGAAACCCAGGAAGAGGAAAUCCAGGCGGAUAUGGUAACCGAGGCAAUUAUUACGGUGGAGGUGGCGGUGGCGGUGGCGGCGGAGGCGGUGGUAGCUAUGGAGGAUCCUAUGGCGGCGGACAAAAUCAUUCCAGUGGACCCGACUGGUGGGCUGAUAACUGAAUUGUACAUCGCGUUUGAAACGUCUCUAUAACAAUUCAUUCGUAGAACUUCUCAAACAGAACCCAAUGCUAUCAAAAUCUAGACAAUUACUACUCAAGACCCGAGCACAUAAAAACAAUCAGUUUAACAAAUCAUCAAUUAUUCAAAACAGAACCGUUUACAUUGCAAAACAGAAGAAAAAACAAACACACUCACAAACAAAAACAAAAGAUUUUGUAUGACUUUUUAAAAGAAAUCUUCAUAAAGAAAUUUGGUUAAAAAACAAAACAAAAA
Molecule: messenger RNA, 3414 nt
Organism: Sitodiplosis mosellana (orange wheat blossom midge)
Lineage: Eukaryota; Metazoa; Arthropoda; Insecta; Diptera; Cecidomyiidae
Gene: bel
Product: ATP-dependent RNA helicase bel
Exons: 6
Coding region: 961-3141 (726 amino acids)
Biological process (GO): gamete generation; cell differentiation
Cellular component (GO): P granule; nucleus
Molecular function (GO): ATP binding; RNA binding; RNA helicase activity
Source: RefSeq, a predicted model, not a curated record